GGCGGUCCCGCGCUGGGAGGCGGGGCCGGGAGGAGCGCGCCCUUCCUCUUCCUGGCCGGGCGUCCGCGGCUCGAGGGGCGCCGGCGUGGGCCGGGCCGGGGGCACGAUGAAUAACCCUAUACCUUCCAAUUUGAAAUCAGAAGCAAAAAAGGCUGCUAAAAUUCUGAGAGAAUUCACAGAAAUAACCUCCAGAAAUGGACCUGAUAAGAUCAUUCCUGCCCACGUGAUCGCUAAAGCCAAGGGCCUGGCGGUCCUGUCGGUGAUCAAGGCGGGGUUCCUGGUGACCGCCCGAGGAGGCAGCGGCGUCGUGCUGGCGCGUCUUCCCGACGGAAAGUGGUCGGCGCCCUCGGCCAUCGGCAUCGCGGGGCUCGGCGGGGGAUUCGAGGUGGGAAUCGAGGUCUCCGAUCUGGUUAUAAUCUUGAACUACAGCCGAGCAGUAGAAGCUUUUGCGAAAGGCGGUAACCUGACCCUUGGAGGGAACUUCACUGUGGCAGUUGGGCCCCUGGGGAGGAAUCUGGAAGGAAACGUGGCCUUAAGAAGCUCUGCUGCCGUCUUCACGUAUUGCAAGUCCAGAGGGCUCUUUGCCGGCAUAAGUUUAGAAGGCAGCUACUUGAUUGAAAGGAAAGAAACCAAUCGAAAGUUUUAUUGUCAGGACAUCCGAGCCUACGACAUCCUGUUCGGAGACACGCCGCGGCCUGCCCAGGCGGAGGACCUGUACGAGGUCCUGGACUCCUUCACUGAGAAGUACGCGAGCGAAGGGCAGCGAACCAACGCCAGGAAGGCGGCCCGGGAACAGAGGCGGGCUUCGGCUCCGGCCACAGAAUUGCCUCCAAAACCGUCGUCCAGACCUCCGCAACCCGCACAAGGCCAGCUGACCUCCGGCUCUCAGGGAAACAGAAAGGAGCACAAGCUCUACCCUGAACUUCCCGGCUACCGCGAGAGGGUCGGCGAGUCGGAUCGGCCCAUGGAAGUGACCGCGCUGUACUCUUUCCAAGGACAGCAGCCGGGGGAUCUGAGCUUCCAAGCUGGAGACAGAAUCACGGUCACGUCGAAGUCGGAUUCGCACUUUGACUGGUGGGAGGGGGAGCUUCGCGGUCAGAUCGGCAUCUUCCCAGCCAACUACGUGACCAUGAAUUGAAGUUUGUUAUUCUCUUCUCUGAGAGUUACAGAAAGUAAUUAUUUCCAUGCUAACAGGAUUGACCGUCCAGUUAAGCAGUGUUCAGUGUAAGUUUAGAAAUUUGACAAGAAUAAGCAAUAGAAGGCAUCCAGAUUGGAAAGGACAGGCCUGUAUCUUUAUGUAAAGGAAUUUGUUUUCUCAUCUGUAAAUAAAUGAUUAACUUACACAUCUUUAAAUGCUUUGUACUAAUUUUAUCACAUAUGCUAUUUAAUAGUUAAGAUCCUCAGUUUAUAUGGCCACAGUCCUUUUGUGUUUAUUUUCAAACAUCUCUAAACUUUUGAUUUGGCAAUGUAUAUGGUAACUGUUUAUUUUAAUUUAAGAAUCUUGAGGGUAGAGGCAUGAAUACCAAUACAUUUGUUUCAAUUUGCAAAAAAAGAGAAAAAGAAAUCAGUUUACAUAGAGUAGCAGUAGUAAUACUUAGAAUUGUAGGUGUUACUGAGAAUAUGAAUCCUUAAAAAUUAUCUUGUACCUUUAAAGAUUAUUUGUAGACACAUAUAGUAGAAAUGUACUGUUACAGAGAUGUUCGGCCACUAUGCACUUAAAAAAGAUGGUAUCCACUAAUUUUUUUCUUUAUAAGGGUAUGUUUGUUCAUUUCUAGCAGUAGAAUCAACUUACGUUGACAUGGUUCAUCUGUCCCUAAAUAAACGGUCUUUAAAUGUAAA
Phyllostomus hastatus (greater spear-nosed bat) is the source of this 1839-nucleotide messenger RNA. RefSeq names its product SH3 and SYLF domain containing 1 (gene SH3YL1). The record is from RefSeq and is a predicted model, not a curated record. Lineage: Eukaryota; Metazoa; Chordata; Mammalia; Chiroptera; Phyllostomidae. The transcript is spliced from 10 exons. Gene Ontology annotation, molecular function: protein binding; phosphatidylinositol binding. Bases 107 to 1138 code for a protein of 343 amino acids. Gene Ontology annotation, cellular component: ruffle membrane.